Messenger RNA from Tachyglossus aculeatus (Australian echidna), 1882 nucleotides. RefSeq lists its product as uncharacterized. The transcript has 4 exons. The record is from RefSeq and is a predicted model, not a curated record. Bases 7 to 1743 code for a protein of 578 amino acids. NCBI's taxonomy places the organism in Eukaryota, Metazoa, Chordata, Mammalia, Monotremata, Tachyglossidae.
UGGGCCAUGUGGGACUUACUGGAAGCCCUUCUUCUCCCAGUCGUCGCCAUCCUGUGGGCCUUUCGAUGGCCCUUCCCUGACGAGGGAUUCAUGCUUCUCUUCCUCAUACUGCUCUUCUGGCAGAUCCAGAGGGGCCAUGUUGAAGUGUGGAAGAAGGAAGACCAAAUCUGCAACCUGGGAGAGCGGAGCCCAGCCCAAAGCCCUGCUAACCAUCCUGCUUCCAUCCUGAAUCGGCAUCGUCUGAAGUAUCGGCUGGAGGUCACGUCAGAUGAAGUUUGGAGGCUAGGCCAAGAACACACCAGGGAUCCCGAGGCCAUCCUGAGUCUCCUGAAAAGGUGCGGCUUGGACACGUUCAGCGGCAAAGACAGCUGCAUCAUCUGCCAGUACCUCAGGAACGAAACCCAGAGGUUCCCACCACCCCCGACUGGCUGGGAUGAGUGGCCUAGGCCCAGAGUGUCUUUCCGCCGAGUCUCACGGCCCUGUGACUCCAGAUUGGCCCGAUGUACCUGUUGCGCAGGGGCUCUGCCUCCCCACAGGGAUGAAAGACCUCAGAUUCUGCAGGUAGAGGAGAAAUGUCGACACCCUCGUGGGCCAGGGUUCCGGCGCUCUGGCUCCAGACAGUCAGAAAACCCUAAAAAGGAAGACCGUAAGGACCUUCAGGCUCUGCCUGAGGCCUUCCCCGUGAGAAUGAAGCCCCUCUCCCGGCCCUCUCUCCUCAGCCCGGAGACCCGCAGACUCCUGGAGCAGCAUUUGAAGUCCAUGCUCCACUUCCAGCAAUUGGGGCUGCCCAGAUGGGUCCUGGAGGCCCAGUGGCUGUUAGCUCCUCAGAUGGGAGAUGAAGACAUCCAGCCCAGCUUUCCCUGGAGAAAAGGUUUGGUCACGCCUGAAGACUCCCUGAAGAGCAAAAAGGAGGAGCACAUAGAAGAGCACAUGGUAGAUAAAAGCCGACAAAUUAUCCCCUCAGUGGUGCCCAGCUCCACACCACCACAGGCCCUUCUCAGCUCCCAGGGCCCCCCAGUUCUCUCCGGCCCCAAAAGUCUGGCUCCCCCUUCUCUGGACCCUCUUGAGACCAGACCUCGGACACCGGACCGGAGGACCGCUUCUUUUCCGAAGCUGAGUUCAAACCUCAGACCGCGGGAGGACCGACGACCCCCGGCCAAGCCAGCGGUCCCGUCCGAGGCUUCAAUGAAGAGCCUGGAUUCGGUCUUGAGGGAGAAGUACCGGGAUUUCCUCUCCGGGUUUGGUCUCGUGUACAACGGAGCCAUCGGCAGUGCUGUGUCUCAAGCCGAACUUGCCCGGAUUUCAGGAAGCGCAGAGGGCGAGCCUGCCCCCGUCAAAAGACAUCUGGAGCGCAGUGGGGGAGAUGAACCGAACAGGGAGGAAUCUAAAGAGCCAAGACUCUCUCUGACCACUGACUGCAAAGAGGCUUCACUGGAAGGGAGGCGACAUCGCCACUCCAGGGAAGCUCGGGAUCGCGACCGACCUUCUACCCAAACGGCCAGGGCACCGCGACGAAAGAGCCGGGGCCCACAUCAUCCUGAUUCAUGCCCCUCCAAGACAUCGCUCUGCCCUCCCAGGGCUGCAGGAGGCUUGGGGGCUCCCACGGGCAUCCAGGAGAGGAAGAAGAAUAUCGGCCAAGGCCGCGGCAGAGCCCCCGUCUCUAACUUGGCAGCAAGGGACGUGGCAUUCACCAACUCCUGUGGCCCUAAAGUUCUCACAUUGGGCCCGGAGAGGGACAACUGAGGCUUCCAGAAGCUGCCCAGAGAAAGAUGAAAAUCCAACAGAGACCUCGUGCUGAAGGGAAUCAGCCAAUUCUCACUAUAGCCCAGUCACCAGUUUCAUUCACCCCUUCUUGAUUUCUUUUCAAAUAUAGUGCUCUUUC